This is a messenger RNA of Sipha flava (yellow sugarcane aphid), 2556 nucleotides long. RefSeq lists its product as uncharacterized. The record is from RefSeq and is a predicted model, not a curated record. NCBI's taxonomy places the organism in Eukaryota, Metazoa, Arthropoda, Insecta, Hemiptera, Aphididae. Bases 439 to 2316 code for a protein of 625 amino acids. The transcript is spliced from 9 exons.
CUGAAAACUUGUUUAUUAUUUGUUUGUUUUUAUUUUUUCCAUCUUCAACACUCUAGUUAUCACGUACUCGCGUCGGUGUUCACUGUUCAGCGGGUUCGCCGAGUUGCGUAGUGGUUCUAUGAUUGAUUUUCGUCAACUCCGCAUUCGUAAAUAUUGCUAUCGUUUUCCGUGCGUUGUUUUGCGCAACAGCGUACUUAACAGUAUCAUGCGGUCUGCAAAUUACAACAGUUGCCACUUAGGGUAGUCGAACAUAACUAGACGGUCUUGUCGUUAUUGGAAAACGUUCUGCGCGAGUGAAGCAUACUCGCGGUAUUGUCUUUCAUAUUCCAAACGCGUAAAAGUGUCGCUCGCUCUCGGCGGCCAACUGCAACCCUGAGAGUCGUGAGCGAUUGUUUUUUCACCUUCGAAUGGAAUUUUGAUUGCUCGUUAAACGCUACGAUGACAAGCGUCCAACAAGAAGAAAAGCGGUUAAAUGAAACUACCAUCCUGGACUUGCCCGCUGAACUGAUCGAGUACCUUUGCUGCUCCAACAUAUUGGACAUGAUCGAUAUCUUCAACCUGUCUCUUUCACAUCCAAAGUUGAACAAUUGCCUGUUCCGUGAACCAAAUUCUCAUUUAUGGAAGACUAAAUACAUACAGAAGUAUGGUCAGUUGGACAAGGAUGAAUACGAAGUCAUUAUCGAUGAACAAAACACUUGGAAAAAUGAGAUUGAGAUGCGCAUGAGUUUGGCGAAAGCUGUACCCAUUGAAAUUGCACAAAUGCCAUGCAGAUACAUGAAGUUCAAAAAUAUACCAUAUCAUUUGUAUCCAUUUAGUGAACAGUUGCACUCAAAAAAUCAAGGACAUAGAUAUUAUGUCUUAUCUGCCUGCACAUCUUAUUAUAAGCAGCUUCUGAUCGAUAAAUGUUGUAGUGAAAAUUAUGAUUUACUAUUUAUGGCACAUCAAUUUCUCAUAUAUACAUGCCAAGUGUAUUUCGGUUAUAAGAUAAAUGAUUUCUUAAGUUUACCGCCAGCAGAACAAAUUGUUGAACGAGGAUUUUACUUACUAGGACGUUGGUGGUGUCCAACAGUUGAUACACCUUAUCGUGAUAUAUGCAAAAAUUUGGACAACAUAGCUAUAUCUGUAUGCAAACUCAUACGGUCAACAAAUUUAUCUCAUCCACUAUUUGAGCAUGAAAAUUAUUUAAAUCCAGUAAUUGAACGUGGAAAAACAAAUCUGGAUCAUGAUCUAUUUGAUGAGGCUAAUACAAUUAUUAUUUUUGAUUGUCUAAGACAAGUUUUAUUUGCUGACAAUCAACGAGUGUGCUAUUGCGUUCAUGACAUUAAUUGUUUUUUAUUACAACCGGUUAUUGAUCGCAAUAAGGGUUCUGUAUUUUUGCUCUGUGUGAUAUUCGAGUCAGUUGCUAGGCGAUUAGGAGUAAAAGUCAGACUAACUGCAACUUCUGUUCAUAAUUUUGUAUCUUGGUCAUCUUCAUGGCCUGGAAAUAAACUUAAGAAUUCAACAUGCUAUUUGAUAGAUAUUGCUGGUGGUGGUAUCAUGCGAAAAGCUACAGUUUGCCCAGUAUCUAGAAAAUUGCCUGAACAAUAUAAUGGAAAUUCAUCACCUGAUUUAUUUUGGACAUUUUGUAAAAUUGUGGAAAACUUGACUACUGACUAUAUAACUACACUUAAAUAUGUGUUAGAAUUCCAAAAAAUUCUUAAACCCAAUGAUUCAGAAGUUGAAUUUAAAUAUGCAAAAUUCUAUGAUUUAUAUGAUUACUGUCAAUGCCCUUUACUCAGAAAUGAAUGUCACCCUUUUGCACCGCACCAUGUUAAUGAGAAGAACAUUCUGUAUCCUGACUGGGAAGAAAUUUUUCCUUUGAUACCAAAAAAACGUGGUAUGGAGCAUGAUCCAAAAUAUUCUGUUGGUAUGAUGAUUGAAACAGUUAUAAAGGGCAAUGGCGGUAAUUGUGCUAAUAUUGUGACUAAACGUGGUGUCAUUGUUGGCUGGACUAGAGUGCCCAGUAACAACCCAUUGCCAAAUCCAACUGUGUAUCAUGUGCUUAUCAAACCUGAUUAUUUCGAUAGAGCUAAAGAUCAAAACCCUAUCAUCAAAACUAUACGGGAAGGCAGAUAUGAAAAAUUGCAGAGACAGCUGAAACCAUACGAUUACAAUUUCAAAAUCAUUGGCAAGUUUUUCAAGCAUUAUAGUCAUGAGUUAUACGCUUUUGUGCCUAUAAAUGACUUGGCUCAACUUUAUCCUGAUGAUCUUUCAUACACUAUUAGUAAAUCGAUUAACAUUGGUGAAAAGACUAAAUUAUCAAAUUUUUGUUCCUAAGUUUUAAUGUUUUAUUAUAAUUUUUUUUUCUUUCAAUACUAUAUUUUGUUUUUAUCUUACUCUUGCCAAUAAAUCACAAUUUAUAUUUGUGUUAGUGUAUGUAGCUAUUGUAAUGAAGACUUGUUUUAAGAAAAAAUAUUGUACUCUAAGAAUAAUGCACUGUUAUUAUUUGAUUUUAGUAAUUGAUGGUUUCUUAUACACUAUUAAUAUCGAUUUAUUGUUCCCAAAUGCGUGAAUAUU